This is a messenger RNA of Clupea harengus (Atlantic herring), 916 nucleotides long. Its product is annotated as fish-egg lectin-like. The record is from RefSeq and is a predicted model, not a curated record. The coding region runs from base 122 to 916 and encodes 264 amino acids. Lineage: Eukaryota; Metazoa; Chordata; Actinopteri; Clupeiformes; Clupeidae. The transcript has 5 exons.
CCUCUACUUUCUGCAUAGUUUUACUUUUCUGACACAGUCGUGACAGACGUUGGUUGGUAUAAAAAUCUGCUCACCUGUCCUCCUAGAGACUUACUUGUCAGUUAGAGUCGCUGAGUGAGCCAUGCCUCUCUGCAUCGCAACACUUCUCUUUGCCCUGCACUGUGUGUUGCCGACUUCAUGUGUGGCAAAUUGCGUGUAUAGGAGUGGUGGUAGCCUGGUGCAGGUUGAUGCAGGUGCUGGACUAGUGGUGGGAGUCGACAAAGACAACCAAGUCUUCACAAGGGUUGAGUCUAAAUGGAUACCGUUGCCAAGAAAAAUGAAGCAUGUCACCAUAGGACCUGCAGGACUCUGGGGAGUCACCGUAGAUAAUUACAUCUAUAAAAAUGUUGGGUGUUGCUGGAGCUGGGUACCGGAAUUGCGCUCAAAACAGAUCGAUGCAGGUGGAGACCAGUUUGUGGCAGGAGUCACUACUGGAGAUGCCCCCUACUGUCUUCCAAUGGAGAACACAGUUGGCUUCAAGUCCAGAACUAGUCCUUUGAACUGGAAAAACAUUCCUGGCCUCCUGAAGUACUACAGCUGUGGUCCUUAUAGCUGCUGGGGUGUUAACAGUGAUGAUAAAAUCUUUCUGAGGAAGGGGGUGAACUCCAGUAACUGUGAGGGGGACGGUUCCUGGCAGGAGGUUCCAGGAAGCCUGUCUAUGAUCGAGGUGGGAAGUGACGGAUCUGUCUACGGAGUGGAUUCUAGAGGAGUCGUGUACCGCAGGUUUGUCUUUACGAGCUCUUCUGUAUGGGAGAUUCUCAUUUGGCUUACACGUCUGCCUGUAAACCUGAAGGCAGCGGCUGGAUCCACAUUCCUCUCUACUCUGGCCAAGUUAAGCAUGUGUCCUACGAUUCCGGUCAUCUCUGGUUGGUCCUGA